Molecule: messenger RNA, 294 nt
Organism: Phytophthora infestans T30-4
Lineage: Eukaryota; Oomycota; Peronosporomycetes; Peronosporales; Peronosporaceae
Exons: 3
Coding region: 1-294 (97 amino acids)
Source: RefSeq, a predicted model, not a curated record
AUGGAGCUCAAAGUGAAGCGACGCCCUGUUGACACAACAAAGUCCGAGCAAGGGUGGAGGCAAUGGUUAGAGAAGAUGCCUGGUGAGCCUGUGACGCUCUUGGCUGAAUACAAGGAGCUUCGUCGUCAUUGGGAGGCUUACGGACGUCUGUUGGACGAAUGUCAGAGACGUCUCGAGGCUCGUCAGAACACAGUCGAGAGCUUUAUCCAAGACAUUGAGCCGCCGUCUCUUAGUUUGGUUAUUGAUUCACUGCUUGAGCUCGAGAAUAUUGAGGACCAUGAACAUGCAGAAUAG